GUUGCCACCUCACGCCGCUCUCGCCACCCUCCUUCUCCUAUCUGCUGCACCGAAAAGGAAAAGCUUCCCUCGCCUCCCCCAGACCCGAAGGAUCCCAGCGGCGAAGAAGGAAAAAUAUCGCGCCUCCCCCCGCCGCCGAUCAGCGCCUCCGGUUCUGGAUCCCCGUGCGGAUCCGCAGCACCGACCUCCGAGUCGAGCCCAGGCAAGGUGCUGCUACUGUUUGGUCAUUUGGUGUGUAUCCACUACCAGUUGUGGGCACUGAGUGAAGUGAAGUGCUGGCAUGGGGGGCGUGUUUGGACGCCACGACGCCGGCAGGCAGAGCUCCCACGGUAUGAAGCUAGAGUCGAAGAUGGUGGAGUCCAUGAAGCAGAGAGCGUCGCAUGGAACUUCGGUCAAGUCGUUCAACAGUAUUAUCAUGAAGUUCGCGAAAAUCGACAAGGGCUUGAGAAAAUGCAAGACUAUCUUUCAGCAAUUCGAUGAAGAUUCCAAUGGUGAAAUUGAUAAAGAAGAGCUCAAGAAUUGCUUUCAGAAGCUGGAAAUCUCAUUCACAGAGGAGGAGAUAAGUGAUCUCUUUGAAGCUUGCGACAUAAAUGAAGAUAUGGGCAUGAAGUACAAUGAGUUCAUUGUCUUUCUGUGCCUUGUUUAUCUUCUCAAUGACCCUGCUGCAUCAGAAGCAAAAACAAAGAUGGGAUUAGGAGAUCUUGAGUCAACUUUUGAGACCUUGGUUGAUGCAUUUGUCUUCUUGGAUAAGAACAAGGAUGGGUAUGUGAGUAAGGAUGAGAUGAUUCAAGCAAUAAAUGAGAGCAUACCAGGGGAACGCUCUGCUGGCCGUAUAGCCAUGAAAAGAUUUGAGGAGAUGGAUUGGGACAAGAACGGGAUGGUUACCUUCAAGGAAUUUCUGUUUGCAUUCACUCGCUGGGUUGGGAUAGGCGAAAACGAGGACGAAGAUGAAUGAAUGAUGUGGAAGCUGACAGCCGAAGAAUGGCUGACUAUAAAUUGGUUGCGUGGUGGUUUUAUCUUUCUGUUAAUAGUGACUCGGCAUGUUCCAUAGAAGGACUGACAUGUCUGAACACCUGUACCAAACAGUGUCUGUGACGGCUUCGCCUCCAUUGCAAGUUAUGUUGUGUAGUAAGCAAAAUAUUGAAACAUUGAUAGCAAGAGGGCUCGUGUCAGCAACAACCUUGGCUCACCCAUGUUAAUUUGGUCUUGUGUAGCUUAAUACUACUCUGUUCCUAAAUAUAAGUCUUUUUAGAGAUUA
Molecule: messenger RNA, 1258 nt
Organism: Hordeum vulgare subsp. vulgare (domesticated barley)
Lineage: Eukaryota; Viridiplantae; Streptophyta; Magnoliopsida; Poales; Poaceae
Product: probable calcium-binding protein CML21
Exons: 5
Coding region: 281-955 (224 amino acids)
Molecular function (GO): calcium ion binding
Source: RefSeq, a predicted model, not a curated record